AGAGUUGCAGAAUUAAAAGGCACAAAGCAGACAGCAGCUGGUUCAUCUGCUAGCACAUCAUCUCAUCCUGUCAAGAGAAAAACCGUUGACACAGAAAACACGGAGUUAAAGAGAGUAAAAGGUACAGACGAAAAGCCACAUACAUCUACAUCUGGGCUACCAGCAGAUUUUUUUGAUGAAACGGAGCAAGAUAGUGUGAACAAACAGCUUUCAAAGGGUCCAGGUCCCAGUUUAUUGUCAGGAAAUUAUGAUGAUGAUGAUGAUGAAGAAGAAGAAGAAGAAGAGGAGGAACAAGAUGAAUCAAACAAAUCUUCUGUUACGCAUAAAACUGAAAUUCCACCUCCAACUCAAGAAGUAAUAGCUAAUUCUCUGCCUGCAGACUUCUUUGACAGCAAAACUACAGCUGCUCCUAUAGUUUCCCAUUCAGGAUCCAUACAGAAAGCAGAGAUACAAGAGAAGAUAGUGGAAAGGAAAGAAAACACUGCUGAAGCUUUGCCAGAAGGUUUCUUUGACGAUCCUGAAGUGGAUGCAAAAGUGCGUAAAGUUGAUGCUCCAAAGGAUCAGAUGGACAAAGAAUGGGAUGAAUUUCAAAAGGCAAUGCGACAGGUCAACACAAUUUCAGAAGCAAUAGUGGCAGAAGAGGAUGAAGAGGGACGACUAGAUCGUCAGAUUGGAGAAAUUGAUGAGCAGAUUGAAUGUUAUCGCCGUGUUGAGCUUUUGCGUAACCGCCAGGAUCUGAUGAAGGAGAAGUUAAAGGAAGCCAUGAGAUUAAAAGCAACUCAAGAGAAAGAGGAUGAGGCUAUUGGUAGCGAAGAUGAAGAAGAAUUGCAGGAUUUGCUGUCUCAAGACUGGCGGGUAAAAGGGGCUUUGUUGUAGCAUUUCUGCAACAUGGUUGAUAUUCUCUUUAUCCGUGAUGUUACUUCCGUUGUUAGAAGUGAGAUGCUUAUGUUAAAUAUUUAUUUAAAGAGGAUUGUGAGAUGGUAAAGAGCCAAGUGUAUUAAACAAAAAAAAUCUUUGUAGAUCUACAAUGGUGUAUUACUUGCUGUAAAAACUGUAUAUUGCAAAUGUUUUACAAUAUUGAAUGUACCUUUCCUAUUAAAAUUACUGGUUUCCUAC
Phaethon lepturus (White-tailed tropicbird) is the source of this 1116-nucleotide messenger RNA. It is a transcript of the gene ZNF830, whose product is annotated as zinc finger protein 830. Gene Ontology annotation, molecular function: zinc ion binding; nucleic acid binding. The record is from RefSeq and is a predicted model, not a curated record. NCBI's taxonomy places the organism in Eukaryota, Metazoa, Chordata, Aves, Phaethontiformes, Phaethontidae. The annotation marks the transcript as partial. The transcript is spliced from 8 exons. Gene Ontology annotation, biological process: mitotic DNA damage checkpoint signaling; nuclear DNA replication; mitotic DNA replication checkpoint signaling. Gene Ontology annotation, cellular component: spliceosomal complex; nucleus.